UGUUGGCGUCGUGGGGCAGCGCGAAUACCGGCGUCGUGCGCUCAGUCUUUAGUGAGCCGCAGGAGAGUGUACACCGACAUGAAGAUACUGACCAACUUCGCUACCAAGGAGGUGCCAGAGGAUCACAACAACAAUGACAACGCACCCCCUACCACCCUCACAGACACUUCUAAACUGUUCAGCGUGUCACCCGUGACCCCUGCUCUGUUCCUGUCCGGUGCACCCGCUGUCAGAGAAGAUGUCCUUGUCAGCUUGGGCGUGAGCUGUGUCAUCAGUGCCGCCCCAGAGUUACCACCGCCGCCGCUACCCCCUCAAGUUUCAUUAGUACUAAGACUACCCCUAAAGGACCAGCCCACAGAAGACCUCCUCUCCCAAUUGCAUACAGUGAGCGACACUAUCCACCAGGUAAUCCAAGAUGGCGGACGCGUACUGGUCCACUGCUUGGCGGGAGUAAGUCGGUCUGCCGCCCUUGUCCUGGCCUACCUUGUCAAACAUAGGGACCUGACGUUGAGAAGCGCCUUUCUACACUUACGCGCCUGCCGCCCAGCAGUGCGACCCAAUUCAGGCUUCUUCAGACAACUCAUCGAGUUCGAGAAUCAAACAAGAGGCACGUCAUCGGUGGAGAUGGUGUUCAACCCCGCAGCUAGAGCGCACAUUCCCGAUCUGUAUGAGGCCGACUAUCAGAACACGCUGUGUUUCAUUAACAACAGGAACUUUGGAAAACACUAACCACUAGUCUAGUAUACUAUGUUAUCAAAAUGGUUAAAUAGUCUCUAUUAAUAAUCUAUUUUUAUUAAUUAAUUUGGUUAGUGCAUGAACUAUUCAGAGUCCGUGCUGGAGUUCUCAGAUAAUUAGCCUAUUUUUAUAAGUAACUAGCUGUUUCCCGCGGCUUUGGGCGCUUUUCUUAAGCUUACCCAUGUAUGAGCAAUUCUGGUUCAAAUGAAUUAGAUUCCAACGCCAAUGUAGAGUUUACCUUGUUGCCAUGACCAAAACUCUGACAAAAUUGUAUGUUAUAGCCAUUGUACACGUACAUGUACUUUAUUAUAAAGUGGGCUAACACUCAAGCUUUGAGUUAUGACAAAAAUUAAUUUUAAAGACAAAUUUAAUAUACAUCGUAACUUAGCGCCUUCAAAUAGU
This is a messenger RNA of Homalodisca vitripennis (glassy-winged sharpshooter), 1137 nucleotides long. RefSeq names its product dual specificity protein phosphatase 18-like. Gene Ontology annotation, cellular component: cytoplasm. The transcript has 4 exons. Bases 79 to 729 code for a protein of 216 amino acids. The record is from RefSeq and is a predicted model, not a curated record. Gene Ontology annotation, biological process: protein dephosphorylation. Gene Ontology annotation, molecular function: protein tyrosine/serine/threonine phosphatase activity. Lineage: Eukaryota; Metazoa; Arthropoda; Insecta; Hemiptera; Cicadellidae.